Molecule: messenger RNA, 633 nt
Organism: Penicillium odoratum
Lineage: Eukaryota; Fungi; Ascomycota; Eurotiomycetes; Eurotiales; Aspergillaceae
Product: LysM peptidoglycan-binding domain-containing protein
Exons: 3
Coding region: 1-633 (210 amino acids)
Source: RefSeq, a predicted model, not a curated record
AUGCAUCUGGCAGCUCUUCUUACCGUCGGUGCAGUCCCAGCGAUGGGUGCGGCCCUUGCUCGCCGCGCUGGACUCUCGGUCGAGAAUCUUCAACAGCUAAACCCUGGGAUCACCUGUCCCAAUCUCGAUUCCAGCAAGUCAUACUGCGUUGUUGGUACCGCCACGGAUGAUCCUCCAAGCACCACAUCCACUACCAAAACUACCACGUCUGCAACUCCCACCGAGGUCACGCCCAGCAACUCCCCCACCAUGCCUGGGAUUGCAGAGAACUGCGAUGGUUUCCACGAAGUGUUGUCCGGUGAUCAGUGCAAUACAAUUGCCACGCAGUACGAUUGGAAUCUGAUAUAUUUAGACUGCACAAAUCUUUGGCUGGAUUACUACGUCUGCGUGCAUGUUCCCGGCGCUACCACCACGAGCCAGGCACCCGAGCCAACGGCUUCAGGCCCUACGCCCCAAAUGCCUGGAAUUGUCAGCAACUGCAAAACCUACCAUCUGAUCAGAGACGGUGACAGCUGCUGGUCGAUUGAUACGGCUGCGGGGAUUACAUUGGCGCAGUUCCGUACUUGGAACGCGCAAAUCGACGCGACGUGCAGCAACCUGUGGUUGGGAUACUAUGUCUGUGUUGGUGUUUAA